Saccharomyces eubayanus is the source of this 558-nucleotide messenger RNA. RefSeq lists its product as uncharacterized. The coding region runs from base 1 to 558 and encodes 185 amino acids. Lineage: Eukaryota; Fungi; Ascomycota; Saccharomycetes; Saccharomycetales; Saccharomycetaceae. The record is from RefSeq and is a predicted model, not a curated record. The transcript has a single exon.
AUGCUAUCAUACUAUGAACAUAAUACUGCGUUCCAAACAAACAAUUGCAGUUCCGGCAACAAUGCCGCCGCCACAUAUAAUGGCAACGCCAAUAAUGAUUCAAUCGUAAAUAAAAGGAAUAACGACCACUUCGAGUUUGACACACACACUUUUUACCAAAGGCCCAAGAGAAGCAAGCGAGAUACCGCAAGCACGAGGCCUCCCUCAAAUGCCGCGGCUGUCCAUAACAAUAAUACUACUACUCAUAAUAAUAUUCAAUAUCAGAAAAAUAUCGAAAUAACACCCUUGACGCCCGUCAACACGCCUCACAGCACGAACGCCUCUCUACUCAACGAGUCUGAAUUUUACUCGGAAACGGAAGAAUACAUGGUCCACGGUUAUUUCGGUAACAGUAGUCAUGGAAUAACAGGCGCGGCUUCCAGCGGAAAUACUAGCUCCACACAACACCAGUGUCACAUCCUGCCCGCUCAACAUAUAAUUGCAUCACAACUACCUAGUAACACCAUGAAUACGCUAACUGACAACAAUAUUGCUAACGACUACAUGGACAUCGACUAG